GCGAAGUGUCAAUUAGCCUAAGAAAAUUAGCAUCGAAAUCUUUGAUCAGACCAAAUAAUUCGUGUAGUUUUGAAAGUUGGUACAAUUAUUCCUAAAGAUGUCCAGAUGAAUAUACUAAAAAUCCCCGAUGGUGGGAUCGGAGCCGGAGGGGGGAGGGGGGGAGAAAGGUCUCUUUUUCACCUUAUUUUAUUAUAACUCCAAAACUAUUUAAAAUAUCUCUUUAGUGACUUCUACAUUAAUUAUCUAUAUUAAAUUUCCUAUAACUUAUGUUUACACCAUAUUACUCUACGGUCAAUACUUUAGGAGAUACAGAGUGUUGAAAGUGAUAAAAAUCGUUAAAAUUUGACAAAGACGAUUAGUCGCGCCACAGAGACCGUCAUAAUUCGUUGUUUGCCUCGCGGCCGCAUAGCAACUGGCAGGCCCGACGCUUGUGCGCUAAGCCCCUCCCGCGUCUCGUACCGCACACCGCCUGCGCACCCCCCCGAAUCUCAAGCCGGGUUCCCACGGCCCGUUGUUUCACAGAUCUGACCGCGCCUUUACAGGCCGACAGAUAGUGGGAAUGGUCGCAUCCGAUGUGGCCUGUGGUCGCCUGUCGUCACCCGUUCGAUCCGCCGGGAGUCGGUAAGUUCAAAGGCGCGGCGCGGCGCGGCGCGACGGUGCCUGUCGCGACCUGUAGGGGCGCGUCUGCGUCGGUUCAUUUCACCUGGGACAGCGAGUGCGCGUACACGCACACAUGAUGGAGUGGACGAACGAACUAAUAUUCGAAUUUUUAACUCUCUACGAAAAUGAACCAGCGCUUUGGAAUAGCUCGUCACCACAGCAUAAAAACAAGAACGAUGUCCAUGAUGCGUGGUCACGGAUAAAAACUAAUUUAAAAAGUGGAACUAUCCCUAUCAAGGAGUUCAAAAAGAAAAUUUGAUGUCUACCUACAGAAAGCUGAAAGUUAAAAUCAAGGAGUCUACGAAAACGGGUAGUGGCACCGAUGAUAUUUAUAAACCGGAAUGGCCAUUCUACGACAUAAUGGCAAAAUUUUUGGAUGACGUAUAUAAACCAAAAAUGACUAAAACUACAAUAAUGAUAACAGAUGAGAGUGAAGAUGACAGUAAGGAUGAACGUGACGAAUCAAUCCAAAAUUUAGAAAGUAGUGAAGAACAGGACAUUACAUUCAAAACUCCAAAAAUAAUCCCAAAGAAAAAAAGGAAACUAGAUGAGACUCAAAAUCGUAUGGAUGAAGCAUACACUUAUCUCAAACAAUUAGGCCAAACGUCACGAAAAGAUGUAUCUUCAUUGUAUUGUGAAUUAUUAGCAGAAAAAUUGAGGGGUCUACAGGAUGACACACGAGAAGUAGCCAUGUUAGAAAUAGACAAUUUGGUGUUUAAUCUGAAACGACGAGAAAAAGAACAACAAUUUCAUCAACCAAGUUAUUACUCUGGAGCGACUGCCAUCAUACCUCUGCGACCCUUGAGCCCCUAUCAUUCGCCACAGGAUUCACCAUCGUCUUCAUCGUACUCGCCGGCCUACCAGAGCAAUCCACAUACUCCCUCACAAGCACCAUACAUUCAAACCAUUCCUAAUCCACAACAAUCGCUAAGUAUCCAGUCUGCACAGGGUUCGCCAAGUUUUCCACCUCCAUUUCAUUCCCAACCAUCGUCUGCAUCGCAGUCUCCGGUCUACCAGAGCCCCAAUCCACAUACUCCCUCACAAGCACCAUAUAUUCAAACCAUUCCUAAUCCACAACAAUCGCUAAGUAUCCAGUCUCCACAGGGUUCGCCAAGUUUUCCACCUCCAUUUCAUUCCCAACCAUCGUCUGCAUCGCAGUCUCCGGUCUACCAGAGCCCCAAUCCACAUACUCCCUCACAAGCACCAUACAUUCAAACCAUUCCUAAUCCACAACAGUCGCCAAGUAUCCAGUCUCCACAGGGUUCGCCAAGUUUUCCACCUCCAUUCCAUUCCCAACCAUCGUCAGCAUCGCAGUCUCCGGCCUACCAGAGUCCCAAUCCACAUACUCCCUCACAAGCACCAUACACUCAAACCAUACCUAAUCCACAAAAAUCGCCAAGUACCAAUCAGACUUCAGAUAAUAUAUCACUAAAAGAUUUUUAUGAGUCUCAAAAUGUAGAUUUUUCUUGAAAUAAAUAUUAUUAAGAACGUAACAACUUACUUUUAUUUCUUCCCUUAAUUCUUGCAUUAUGGCUUUGCAGACGUCGUCAACGCAUCUUGAGACUGUUUGUAUUGAAACCUUAAAUAAGUAUGAGAGGCUUUUGUAACUAUCUCCAGUAGCCAGAAAUCUGA
Messenger RNA from Cydia pomonella (codling moth), 2292 nucleotides. RefSeq lists its product as uncharacterized. Lineage: Eukaryota; Metazoa; Arthropoda; Insecta; Lepidoptera; Tortricidae. The record is from RefSeq and is a predicted model, not a curated record. The transcript has 2 exons. Bases 919 to 2130 code for a protein of 403 amino acids.